This is a messenger RNA of Morone saxatilis (striped sea-bass), 1243 nucleotides long. RefSeq names its product hepatic leukemia factor-like. The record is from RefSeq and is a predicted model, not a curated record. Gene Ontology annotation, biological process: regulation of transcription by RNA polymerase II. The transcript has 4 exons. Gene Ontology annotation, molecular function: DNA-binding transcription factor activity, RNA polymerase II-specific; RNA polymerase II cis-regulatory region sequence-specific DNA binding. Bases 253 to 1155 code for a protein of 300 amino acids. Lineage: Eukaryota; Metazoa; Chordata; Actinopteri; Moronidae. Gene Ontology annotation, cellular component: nucleus.
AGCUAUUUGCCAGCCAGCCUCGACGACAGACAGCCAGCCGCUCACCGUCCUGCUGCCGCUGCGGAGUCCUCGUCUUCUCCCCUCCGAGCCCCCGGCGUUGUUGGUUAUUCUCCCCCGCCUGCGAGGUUCCUCUCACGGGGCCAAGCCAAGCCAGGAGUUCGGUGUCUUUUCUUGGGGGGGUUUUGUUUUUGGAAAAAAAAAAAUAAAGUAUUUUUUGCAAGCUUUAUUCUUUUAGUUGCCCUUCAAAGACAUAUGGAGAAAAUGGCCAGACCUCUUCCUAUAAACCCAACUUUCCUGCCGCCGACUCACGGCGUCCUGAAGUCGCUGCUGGAAAACCCGCUGAAGCUGCCUUUCCAUCACGAUGAAGGAUUCGGGAAAGACAAGGAGAAAGCGAAGAAGCUGGACGAUGAGAGCAGCGCGGCCAACCACCCACAGUCGGCCUUCCUGGGCCCGACCCUCUGGGACAAGACCCUGCCCUACGAUGCGGACAACUUUCAGCUGGAGUACAUGGACCUGGAGGAGUUCCUGUCGGAGAACGGCAUCCCCGCCAACACAGCCCAGAGCAACCAGGCCCCGCAGGCGACGCAGCCGGCACAGCAGGCCCCGCCACCCACCCCGCCUACCCCGACCACGCCCUCAGUGGUGGACCUCAGCAGCCGCGCCACCACCUCGGUUCACACGGCCAUGGCGCCUCAGAACUGCCUCUGCAGCCCCAGCACAGCAGCACUGCCCUCACCCCGGGACACACCCAGCCCCAUCGACCCAGAGUCCAUCCAGGUGCCCCUGGCCUACGAGCCCGACCCGGCAGACCUGGCUCUGUCCAGCGUGCCCGGCCAGGAAAUGUUCGACCCCAGGAAACGCAAAUUCUCCGCAGAGGAGCUGAAGCCGCAGCCCAUGAUCAAGAAAGCCCGCAAGGUCUUCAUCCCCGAGGACCUGAAGGACGACCGGUACUGGGCCCGGCGCAGAAAGAACAACGUGGCAGCCAAGAGGUCACGGGACGCCCGGCGGCUGAAGGAGAACCAGAUCGCCAUCCGGGCCAGCUUCCUGGAGAAGGAGAACGCCGCUCUCCGCAUGGAGGUAGCGGACAUGAGGAAGGAGCUGGGCCGCUGCAAGAACAUUCUGGCUAAAUACGAGGCCCGACACGGGCCCCUGUGAGCCCCCCACCCCCCAACUCCAAACCUCCUCGCCAGCCCGACCACCAACCCAACAUCCACUUAACCGCCCCGACCCAGGAUCCCUCGGU